Molecule: messenger RNA, 1670 nt
Organism: Amphibalanus amphitrite
Lineage: Eukaryota; Metazoa; Arthropoda; Thecostraca; Balanomorpha; Balanidae
Product: Fanconi anemia group J protein homolog
Exons: 8
Coding region: 52-1521 (489 amino acids)
Biological process (GO): nucleotide-excision repair; double-strand break repair involved in meiotic recombination
Cellular component (GO): nucleus
Molecular function (GO): DNA helicase activity; ATP binding; hydrolase activity, acting on acid anhydrides, in phosphorus-containing anhydrides
Source: RefSeq, a predicted model, not a curated record
CGACCAGGUGUACGUGUCGGCCAUCAGCCACGGUCCGCGCGGCGGCGCUCUAUGAACGCCACCUACCGCAACUCUGAGCAGUUCAGCUUCCAGGACGAGCUUGGUGAGCUGCUGCUGGGCGUGUGUGCCGCCAUACCCAACGGCGUGCUGUGCUUCUUCCCCUCCUACAGCAUGCUCGACAAACUCGCCAGGAGAUGGCAGAUGACGGGUCUGUGGGACCGACUGGAGGCCCGCAAACCGGUGCUCUGCGAGCCGCGGCGCGCCGACGAGUUCGAGGACAUGAUGCGCCAGUUCCGUCACCUGGUGACGGAAGGAGACGAUACUGGCGCACUGCUGCUGGCCGUCUGCCGCGGCAAACUCAGCGAGGGCAUCGACUUCUCCGACGACAGCGCUCGGGCCGUGGUCACGGUGGGCAUCCCGUUUCCGAACGUCAAGGACGUUCAGGUGGACCUGAAGAAGCAGUACAACAGCUCGCACGUCUCCACGCGCGGCCUGCUGAGCGGACACGAGUGGUACGGCAUUCAGGCCUACAGGGCGCUGAACCAGGCGCUGGGCCGCUGUAUCCGCCACCGGUACGACUGGGGCGCUAUCCUGCUGGUGGAUGACCGGUUCGGCCGGCCGCGCGGCGUCGACGGCCUCUCCAAGUGGGUGCGCAGCCUGGUGCGUCACCAGAGCAAGUGGCCGGAGGUGGCCGACAGCCUGAGACAGUUCGCCGCCGACAUGCAGCACUGGACAGAGGAGAGGCGGGAGGAGCAGAGGAAACGCAAACAGGAACAGGACGCUGCCGAGGCGGAGAAGCUGGCCGCCGCCGCCGCCGCCGGUCCGGGUCCUGCCAUCGAUCUGAACCUCUCUGGCGCCUCCUCUCCGAUGUCCGUGGUGAACGGGCAGUCGCCGGUGGCGGCGCCGGCCGUCAGCGCCGCGCAGUUCCAGUACGGCAGUCCGCCGGUAGGUGUCGCCGGCGGCGCCCGGAAGCUGGUGCUGGUCCCGGUGAACCAGUUCGCCAGCUCGGCAGCCGCUCAGCGUCAGGAGGUGAUCACGGUGAACGGCCGGAAGUACCUGCGGCUGACGGAGGAGGGCCAGACGCGGUUGGUACCGCUGCUCACCAGUCAGGGUACCCCGGUACUGGACGGCGCGGCGGGGUCAGGGAACGGGGAGCCGACCGGUGCGGACGGUAGUGCGGCGGACGGCCGGCAGGCGGCAGCACCGGCGGAGGAGCGGCCGCCGCCUCCCAGCGCCGCCCCAGCGGAUAAGGAGAACGGCCGACCCCAGUCUCCGCCACUGUUUGGGGAGGACGAGGGAAAGUCCCCGCGCCAGGUGGUCGUCUGUUCAGCAGCCGGCAAGAGGCCGCUGUUUAAAGAGACGCCCGUCGCCCCCUCCGCCGUCACAGCACAGGCGGACAGCCAAUCACCGGAGCUGGUCAGGAAGACGGUGCUGCCACCCCGCGGCUCGGCCGCCAAACAGCGCAGCAAGCGCUCCAAGGGAGUCAUUUUCAUCAGCUCGGACGAGGAGGACUUUCAGUGAUCACGUGACCGUGGGGUUAUAUAUGUGAUUUCACGCUGUGGCACGAUGUAUGAAGGGCUAAUGAUUUUUUAUCACGAACUGCAAGCUGCCUGAAAUGAUGUCUUAUAUGACUGCUUUGCUAUGAAAAUACAAUGUAGAUACGCUUGUAA